AUGAUAGUUGAUGUUUCUCAUCCCUCCUUCGAUGUCUCUACCCUCUCUAAACUUGGAUUCCCAUCUGAUCCCUUUUCCCUCCCAGUACACUCUGACUACCUAAUAUCCUUCUCCAGACAUUUGGCCUCCAGCAGGCGCCACCAUAUCCGUUGCCAUUGCUGCCCUUCGUGUCUCGGACGACACCCUCUCAUACCUCCGGUGCUAGCCUCCAACACCUUCUACGCCGCCCUCGCACAACAGAGACUUUGGUUAGGUUAUGAGUUACAUGUGGUGGUGAUAGUGUUCGACAAUGGUGGUGUGUAUGGUGGUGACCGGAUAAACCCUAAAGAAGUUAUGGGGCCUGUUGUUAUAAAUGUCACUAUUGACAUUGACCAUAGAGGGAACAAAAUAUUGUAA
Messenger RNA from Lactuca virosa, 396 nucleotides. NCBI's taxonomy places the organism in Eukaryota, Viridiplantae, Streptophyta, Magnoliopsida, Asterales, Asteraceae. The record is from the annotation of a GenBank genome assembly.